AUGCCUCCCGCAAUACCCGUCGAAAACGAUGCUGAGUCUGCGGCUGGCGACGAGGUCAAAGAUACAAAGGCAGACCCUUCUGACACCAAUAUGGCUGAUGAGAACCAAGAGGAGGAUGACGAAGAGGAAGACGAACAAACGGGCGCAAAAGAAAUCUUGAAAGAAUACUGGCAUGCAGCAGGUGGCAGACCAGAUCCUGAUGCACCAAAACAGACGAAAAAGCGUGGGCGCCAAUCGAAUGCCUCAACUAAGGCGACAGGAAAUUCCGCCAAGAAGCCUCGAACAAGUAAAGGCGGCCGUAAGUCUAACGGUGCUCUCGAGCAGGACGUCGACCAUGGUGGUCUAAUUGGCUUCACAGAAGUUGGUGAAGACGAUUGGAAACCACCGACAGCCAAGGAAGGAAGCUGGGACGCUCUAGUCCAGAGUGUUGAUACAGUGAUUCGGGAGGCAGCCGACGGUGAACUUUGGGGCUACCUCAUAUGGAAUGAAAAAAAUGACGAUGGUCGAUUAUACAGGAGCAGAGCGAAGCUACCAAUCAUUUACAAAGCCUGCCCGCAGCGCCUAACCCCUAUCGCCUCGCAGAUGCUACAAUUCUAUGAGAAGCAUCUUGUAUUUUCUACCGAUACCACCGAGACUGCUGGAGAGGAUAAAGAAGCUGCGUAA
Molecule: messenger RNA, 663 nt
Organism: Bacidia gigantensis
Lineage: Eukaryota; Fungi; Ascomycota; Lecanoromycetes; Lecanorales; Ramalinaceae
Exons: 4
Coding region: 1-663 (220 amino acids)
Cellular component (GO): nucleus
Source: RefSeq, a predicted model, not a curated record